This is a messenger RNA of Cucumis melo (muskmelon), 1577 nucleotides long. RefSeq names its product cinnamyl alcohol dehydrogenase 1-like. The transcript is spliced from 5 exons. NCBI's taxonomy places the organism in Eukaryota, Viridiplantae, Streptophyta, Magnoliopsida, Cucurbitales, Cucurbitaceae. Gene Ontology annotation, biological process: lignin biosynthetic process. The coding region runs from base 228 to 1298 and encodes 356 amino acids. Gene Ontology annotation, molecular function: zinc ion binding; cinnamyl-alcohol dehydrogenase activity. The record is from RefSeq and is a predicted model, not a curated record.
AACUAUUUAUGAAGCAAAAUAGAUUAGCGUGUGUUAAGAGAAAAAGAAGUAUUAAACUAAGAAAGUUUGAAAGGAAAAAUUGUGAACCCCAUGGCCUCCACUAAUUCCUCCCUAUUUAUAGCCUUCAUCCAUUGCCAUCUUCUUCCUCAAAAAAUCAUCUCUUUCUCCAUUUCUACAACAAAACCCUAAACCUACUCCCCCAUCUCUGUUUCUCUUUUCUCUCUAUAAUGGGUAGCGUUGAAAGAGAAAGAAGAACAACCACAGGCUUUGCUGCAAGAGACCCAUCUGGGUUUCUCUCUCCUUACACUUACGAACUCAGAGAAACUGGGCCAGAAGAUGUUUACAUAAGAGUUAUAUGCUGUGGGCUUUGUCAUACUGAUGUUCAUCAAAUCAAAAACGAUCUUGGAAUGUCCAAUUACCCCAUGGUUCCAGGGCAUGAAGUGGUUGGUGAAGUGAUGGAAGUUGGGGAGAAUGUGAAGAGAUUUAAAGUGAAGGAUAUUGUGGGAGUUGGAUGCAUAGUUGGCUCUUGUAAAACUUGUGAGAGAUGUGAAACUGAUAGGGAACAAUAUUGCAAUAACAAGAUUUGGACUAAUAAUGAUGUCUAUACCGACGGCCGGCCUACGCAAGGCGGGUUCGCCGCCGCCAUGGUCGUCGACCAAAGGUUUGUGGUGAAAGUACCGGAAGGAAUGGCACCGGAGCAGGCAGCGGGGCUGCUAUGCGCGGGGGUGACGGUGUACAGUCCUCUGAACCAUUUUGGGCUAAAUAAAAGUGGGCUAAGAGGAGGGAUCUUAGGGCUCGGAGGAAUUGGGCACAUGGGGGUGAAAUUGGCAAAGGCAUUGGGUCAUCACGUCACAGUCAUAAGCUCCUCCAACAAGAAGAGGGAAGAAGCUCUAGACCAUCUCGGCGCCGACGACUACCUCGUCAGCUCCGACGAAGCUCGGAUGAAACAGGCCGUCGACUCUCUUGACUACAUCAUCGACACCGUCCCAGCCUUUCACAAUAUCGAGCUUUAUCUUUCGUUGCUCAAGCUCGACGGCAAGUUGAUCUUGUUGGGCGUUAUUAAUAACCCUCUCCAAUUCGUCUCUCCCAUGGUCAUCCUUGGGAGGAGGACGAUCACGGGGAGUUUCAUCGGGAGCAUGAAGGAAACACAAGAGAUUCUUGAAUUCUUUGAAGAGAAAGAAUUGAGUACGAUGGUGGAAGUGGUGAAGAUGGAUUACAUAAACAAAGCCAUUGAAAGGUUGGAGAAGAAUGAUGUUAGAUAUAGGUUUGUGGUGGAUGUUGAAGGAAGCAAGUUUUAAAUUAAAGAGAAGAGAUAAUUAAUUAGACUACUUUUCUUCUUCUUUCUUUCUUUUUUUUUUUUUUUUUAAAUAAUCUUAGGGCUGCUUUUUUUUUUUUUUUUUUUUUGUCUUAUUAAUUAAAUCUCUACUUUUUUGGUGAUAAUUCUAGAAAUUUGAAAUGUAGUAAUUGGUGUAUGAAUUUUGAUGUGGGAAAGUUUGAGUCUAUAGUGUUUGAAAAGAAUGUGUUCUUUAUUAAAGCUAUGGAAUAUACCUUUUUUAAGCCAACUUUUAUAGGCUAUA